Molecule: messenger RNA, 3739 nt
Organism: Plutella xylostella (diamondback moth)
Lineage: Eukaryota; Metazoa; Arthropoda; Insecta; Lepidoptera; Plutellidae
Source: RefSeq, a predicted model, not a curated record
CAUUACAUUAGCAUUUUUUAUUUAUAUUUACAAUACCUUCCUUAAAAUUACAAAGCAUUACACAAAUGAAAAAUAUCUUUGAUGCGAGAGGGACAUAGAAUGACACCAUAGGUGAUUGUAAAAUUUUAUAUGUUUUGGUUAGGCCAAUCAACCUUUCAAUAUGUGCCCUUUGACUAGCUAAUUGAUGGUCUCGUUUCAAUACAAAACCAGGUAAUUGAGACUUUCCUUUUAAAAAAGCCGGUAUGUUUACAGCAAUAUUCUUUACCGCAAACAAGUCUUGCACAUUGAAGCCUCUGUCUGCCAUUAUGCUGUCUCCUUCAUCAAGAUUGAGCUCCGUUCUAUCAUCUGCCUGUCACUGGUUGCCCCACCAUACCCUUGAGAACAAUAACAUAUAAGACCACCUGGGGUUGAUCCUACCAAAAACUUUAUGGUAUUCGUGUUUUUAUAUGAACUGUAUGUGGCUCUUUGCGCUGUGGGAUUACUAGGCUUUGCAAUUGGCACCUCUGUUGCAUCUAUGAUGACUCUAGUUUUACUGCUUUCCCUUCUGAAGAUUAUUGGCAUGUAAAAGUCCACUAAAUCUCGCCGUGGCCAAAUAUCAAUUAAUGACCAUACAUCAUUCACAAAGUGAAUCCAAGUCACUAUUAUAUUUGACACCUCUGUUUUGCUGAUAUUAAACAUUUUGGAAAGUUCAUAAUCAGGUUUGUUUCUUCUUAACUUGAUUAAUAAUAUCAGGAACUGGUCUUCCACUGACACAGAAAUCACUUUAGACCAGCGAUAUUUUAAAUUAUUACCCAUAGGUAAAAGUGUGUUCAAUAGCAUAUGAAAUUUUUGGUAUGAUUCAAUGCCCGUAUAAAACAUUAUAGCCUCAUUGUCCGUCAGUAACAGCUCAGUGGAAAACAUUUUUAAAGUUACACUUGUUUGUGUGCUAGCUGAUUUCUGCUGCACUGAAUCAUUUGGAACUUCUCCAUCGUUAAUGGCCUGUUCUUCUAUACAUUCUUCACAAGCAACGUCAGGAACAAGUGAUGAUGCAAGUUCUUGUUCAUCGGGGAUCAUUUUUUCUGUCACCUGUGCUGAAGUUGAUGGUUCGAAAAGCGAUUUUCGAACAUUACGAGCUCUUAAUCGAUCAUCACGUGCUUGAGCUUCUUUUGAGAGUGUGGUCUUACUCCAAGGAAACACAGAUGGGACCGCAGACUUCUUCAGAUAUCGGUGCUGAUGUUUUGUUCCUGAAACCGAGCAUUAAUUACAAAUAAGUAAAUAUAUUUAUAACAAAAGGUCAGUUAUAUUUAUUUUAAAGGAUUAAUAUUCAUUAAAGUUAAAUACCUGUGUAAAUACUCGUUUUUUGAUAAUCGGUUUCUAGGAAAUGAAGACGACAUAACCUCGAUUUUUUGUCGGGAUUGAAGUUUUGUCUUCUAAUUGCUUUUAAUCACAUUUUUUUUUAUUUUAGCAUCUUUAGGAAAUAGAUGCGCUCCUAUUUCCUUGCACAAAGGCACUUCACACAUCUUCGGCAUUGUAAAAUUGAACAAAUUAAUAACUAUGCACUGUAAAACAAAGCGUCUUCGGUACAAGCUAUGCUAGCGCCACUUUGACAGUUGCCAACCCCAUUACCAAAGCCGAAGCCAUUUCCAGUCUUCGUAUCCAUAUUGAAAGAGUCAUAAGAAGAGUUUGGCUCUUCACUUUUUUAAAACCCCAUUCUACAAUAAAUAAUAAACUUGUUAACAAUACAGUGUAGAUGAUGCAGCUACAGUAGCUUGUGGUUUACGCAACCUACAAUCACCCAUAAUAAAGAAUAAAUACAUUUAAGUGAUAUUAUUCAAUUUUUUUCUUUGCGGGUGUCAGUACCCGCACCUGGCACAUGUCUCUGUAUGUCUUGAGAAGCGGGCGCGUUACCCGUUGAGCUACCACCGCUCCGGUUAUAUUUUAUUUUACUAUCCUGUUUUCUUUCCUACAUAUUUUUUUAUUUGUACAGUAAUAAUCUUUAAUAGACAUAUAAAAAAAAAUCUUUUAGUUAUUCCCUUUAUUUUACACAUUCAAGCUGGGGAUACACAUGCCCGUAGCUUGCAAACUAGCAUACCAGCUCCUUGCAAGUGCCAGCUACAGUCAUGUGUAUUCACUAACUGGCAUGCCUGUUACUGGAGGCUAGGUAGUUGCAAGUGGCUAGCACAACAUUUGAUUUUCUUGCAUGCCCGUUGAGGGAGGGGACGCGGGGGGCUGCUAACCUGGCACGUGUGAACAGACGCGACAGUAGCUGACUCGUUGUAGCCGUAGGCGCACGUUUCUUUGUUAUCAUUUCGAAGGUCAAGUUUUUCUUUUGUGUUUUUGUAUUCAACAUGGCACGAUGGGGAGAUGAAAAAACUAUACAGUUCAUUCAUUUGUACAGAGAAUACGAAUGUCUUUGGAAGCCGACUAGCCCGCUUUACAAAAACAAAAUAGCCUACAGCAAAAUACAAGAAGAAUUAAAUCUGUCUGAAAAAGAAAUUAAAAAUAAAAUCAAAAGUCUGCGAAGUACAUACCACCAAGAAAGGAAUAAAGUGGAGGGUUCAAAACGAUCCGGAGCUGGAUACAGUAACAUUUACAAACCCAGUUUAAUUUGGUUUAAAGAAAUGGAUUUUAUAAAUGAAACUUUCGAAUAUAAAAACUCAAUCCAAACAGCUGUUGUAAGUACCUACUCUUUCGUUUUAACAUGUUUUUAUUAUGCUUGUUUCAAGCCUGAUCUCUCAAACACUCCUCCAUCUGAAGUAUGUACUAAAAAAUUACAGGUACAACAGUCCUCUCAAUCGAGCACUGAGCAAUCAGACCAGCAAUCCUCCUCUCAAACAGUCCAGCAAUCAGACCAGCAAUCCUCCUCUCAAACAGUCAACCCACCAAACAACGAAACAUUGACUGUUGCAGUCGACCAAUUACACUCAUCCGCUGAAGCAAGCACUACAAACGUGCAAGCACCAUCACCGUCUCUCCAGAACCAAAGACCCUCCUCUCACACUACAGCAGCCAACCAACCACAUAAAACUAGUCAGACUAAGAGAAAACGUGUACCGCAAAACGAAACCUUAACUGCACUUGAACGCUUGGAAAAUAUUGCUACUGCAAUCAAUAAUCCUGGAUCAAAUGAAAAACAAAAGGAUGAGUUUUAUUAUUUCGGACUAAGUGUUGCUGCUCAGUUAAGAUCAUUGCCAUUAAAUAACGCUCUGGAUAUGCAAUCCAAAAUUCAAAUUUUAUUAAGUACAGAAAGGUCUCGAUUGUCUACUUCAUAUUCUCAGCCAUCCACUCCGUAUUCUAACACAUCUAUAUAUUCUGAAGAAAUAGCAGCGUCUGCCGAUGAUCGAUUCAUACUCACAACACCCACGCAGUCAACAACUUGAACUUAAGAAUCAGGACAGAAUAUUUUUUCUCAAGCUUGGAAUAAUGCCUAAUGUAUAAUUAUGCUGAAAUAAAUAAAAUAUAUAAAUAUCAUGUUUUUACCCACUUUAAUAAAAUCCUUUAGUGCAGUAGCUAUUUCACUACUAACAACUGGAACGAACUGUGAAAUCGUCGAUUUUCCUACUCUGUACAAUGCUUCCAGAGAUGUAAAUGAAUCACCUGUAGCAGGCCUGUGUCACUCCGUGCGUGGGCGGCGCAGGCGCCAGCCUGGCGCCUGCCCCAUCGAGGGGGCGAAUCUAGUCGGCUGCCGCAAGCGGAAGACGAUACACGCGCGCGCUAUUUGUUCCUAUUUCGUACUAGUUUAUUUUAUUUAUUUAUAAAU